AGUGGUGGCUCGCUGGAAAUGUCGUCGCAGCAGCAGCAGCAGCAGUACGCCGGCGAGGCCGCCGCCGGUGCCAGGACGCGACUCAGGUGGACCGGGCAGCUUCACGAGCGGUUCGUCCUCGCUGUGGCGGAGCUCGGCGGCGCAGACAGAGCGACGCCCAAGUCCGUGCUGACUGCCAUGGCCGAGCCGGGGCUCACCUUGUACCACCUCAAGAGCCACCUCCAGAAGUACCGGCAGGCGGUAAGCCGCGGCGGCAAUGGAGGCGGCCCGAACGACCGGUCAUCCUCGUCGGACCGCCAGCCGGCCGACUACGACGGCGAUGGCACCGCCGAUGAGCCACGUACCAUUGCUUACGACGUCGCCGGCGAUGCUAAGGCGCCCUGUGAUUCUUCCAGAACCAUGAUGCAGAUGCAGAGGGAAGUGCAGAGAAAGCUGCAGGAGCAGAUUGAGGUCCAGAAACAUCUCCAGCUGAGGAUGGAGGCGCAGGGGAGGUACCUGCAGUCGGUGCUACGCAGGGCGCAGCAAGUCCUCGCCGACCACAGCCUGGCAAGCUCGCCGGAGGCCGCCAAGACGGAGCUCUCGGAGCUCUCCUCCGCCGUGGAGAUCGAGUGCGUGUCCUCCCCCUCCCCGCCCCGGCGCUACCGCCGCUCCGCCGCCGCAGCCGACAGCUGCGUGACAACGUCGUCGUCGUCGGAGGGCGAGAGCAAGGCCGCCGGGUCCAAGCGGCUCCACACCAGCGACUGCACCGUCGAGCAGCCGGUGCAGGGCAAGAGGGCCUUCCCCUACCUGCAGAGGCAACACCAGACAGAGGAAGAAGAUGAAGAACAAGAUGACGAUGACGAACAAGAAGAAUAUGCAGGAGCAGAGGAUGGAAGCUCAUCAGAGAUCGAUCUGAACAGGUAGGAUGCAGAGAAGGAGGAGCAGCAGAACUGCAGAAGCAUCUCUGAUGUGCAGUGCAGUGCAUUGCAGCAGUGGAUGAUUGGUGGGGUGGCCUCCAAGGCUGGGUCCAAGCACCCAGGCUUUUGAGCAAUGUCUGCCUGCUGCUCCUCAUUCUAUGAUGAUAUAUAUUUUAUUUUUAUUUAUAUAUAUAGCUAAUGCAUGCAUCUGGUUCUUGUGUUUCACGUACCCUGUAAAAAAAAUGGAAUUGGAAUUGGAGGCAGGCCCAGCUGCAGAUGCAUGUGGCAUGCUUGAGGUGCAAGAAUAUAUAGGAACUGUAGGAGUGUGGAUUAUGCAGCCAGUGAAUGAUUGCCAUGAAAGAUGGAAAUGGUUUGUAGUGUAAUUUAAAGAGCAAGGUUGGUUUUUCACAACCGAGCUCAGUAUGGAUUAAUUUAAGUUACAGUGGCUGGAGGCUAAUUUCGCACAGA
Molecule: messenger RNA, 1364 nt
Organism: Oryza brachyantha (malo sina)
Lineage: Eukaryota; Viridiplantae; Streptophyta; Magnoliopsida; Poales; Poaceae
Product: myb-related protein 2-like
Exons: 4
Coding region: 19-903 (294 amino acids)
Molecular function (GO): DNA binding; DNA-binding transcription factor activity
Source: RefSeq, a predicted model, not a curated record